Messenger RNA from Ahaetulla prasina, 6575 nucleotides. It is a transcript of the gene NDST2, whose product is annotated as N-deacetylase and N-sulfotransferase 2. Gene Ontology annotation, molecular function: deacetylase activity; heparan sulfate N-sulfotransferase activity. The record is from RefSeq and is a predicted model, not a curated record. Lineage: Eukaryota; Metazoa; Chordata; Lepidosauria; Squamata; Colubridae. Gene Ontology annotation, cellular component: Golgi apparatus. Bases 685 to 3324 code for a protein of 879 amino acids. The transcript has 15 exons.
GCGGGCAGACAGGCGGCGCUCUCCGCCUCCCUGGCCUGGCCUGGCUCGGCUCGCCGCUUCCUCCCGUCGCCUCCAAGCGGAAGAUGGCGGCGGUCUGAGGCGCGCGGCCCGCCAGAGCUGAGGGAGCCGGGGCCGAGCCGAGGGAGCCGACCGGCGGCUCCGGCCGCACCGAGGGGCUCCCGGCGCGGGCGUGAGGGACGGCGCGGAGGCAGAGAGGGAGCGCGGCACGGGGAGCGCCUCGCCGGCGCCUGCCGCUUGUCGUCGGAGAAGGCUUGUAACUGUGACUCAGAAAAUUAAGACCAAAAGGUGGCGAAUUCAGAAUAACAACCAUGUGAUUGGCAAGCUCAUCAGUUGGUGGCACUACUUCAUUUUCUGGAGAGCCUAUUCUUUCCUUACGAGCGCAUGUAGCCUCCUUGCUGCCUAGGAUUCUUCUCAGCCAGCGAAGAAACCACAAGGAGGAAGUGCUCGAGGGAGCAAUGGGAAUUGAAGGCCAUGGUCACUUGAGAUAAAUGGCAGAUCACUGGGGAUCUAGUCUUGCAGCUGCUCACCUAGGCCUGUGUGCUCUCUGCAGCCUACGUUUGUUUUCUCUGAGCUGCCACGGGCUCUUUUGGUGGUGGCGCUGGAGACACCAAGGCAGCUUGAUAGGUGCCAAACUUGAGGCAAGGUUAAGUCACCCACCUCAUCAUGAUUCAGCUGUGGAAAGUGGUGAGGCACGUGCGACAGUUGGAGCUCCACAGACUGAUUCUGCUGCUUAUUGCCUUCAGCCUGGUCUCCAUGUGCUUCCUGGCUUACUAUGUCACUAACAGUCCCAAAAUCAAGGAACCGCCCCCUCUGCCCUUCAGCGAUUGCAGUAAUCAACACAGGAUCCUCAUCCAGCCCCAGGCAAGCUGGAGGCUUACGAAAUCAGUCGACAACUCACGCACAGACCCUGUGGUGCUAGUGUUUGUGGAAAGCAUUUAUUCCCAAUUGGGUCAAGAGAUUGUAGCCAUCUUAGAAUCUAGUCGCUUUAAAUACAGGACAGAGAUUGCUCCUGGAAAGGGGGAUAUGCCCACUCUAAUGGACAAGGACCGUGGUCGCUAUGCUCUUAUUAUCUAUGAGAACAUCCUUAAAUAUGUGAACCUGGAUACCUGGAACAGGGAUCUCUUGGACAAAUACUGCGUGGAAUAUGGAGUAGGGAUCAUCGGUUUCUUCAAGGCAAAUGAGAACAGCUUGCUUAGUGCUCAGCUCAAAGGCUUUCCUCUCUUCCUACAUUCCAAUUUGGGGCUGCGAGAUUAUCACAUCAAUCCCAGUGCCCCACUUCUGUACGUCACCCAGGCGAACGAAGUGGAACAGGGCCCUCUGCCUGGGGACGAUUGGACAGUGUUCCAGUCAAAUCACACAACCUAUGAACCCGUAUUGAUGGCCAGCACCAAAUCCUCUGAGUCAAUCCCUCACCUGACUACGCACAGAGCUCUGCAUGCCACAGUGGUGCAGGACCUUGGUCUCCACGACGGCAUCCAGAGGGUUCUCUUUGGUAAUAAUCUCAAUUUCUGGCUGCACAAGCUCAUCUUUGUUGAUGCUAUUGCUUACCUGACUGGCAAGCGUCUCUGUCUGACCCUUGACCGCUACAUCCUUGUGGACAUUGAUGAUAUAUUUGUGGGCAAAGAGGGGACACGCAUGAAGGUGUCUGAUGUAGAGGCUCUUUUAAACACUCAGAACAAGUUGAGGGCUCUGGUUCCCCAUUUCACUUUCAAUCUGGGAUUCUCUGGGAAAUUCUACCACACUGGGACAGAUGAGGAAGAUGAAGGAGACGAUAUGCUCUUGAAGAACAGGAAGGAAUUCUGGUGGUUUCCUCACAUGUGGAGUCACAUGCAGCCACAUCUCUUCCACAACGUUACUGUGUUGGCAGAGCAAAUGAAACUCAACAAGCAGUUUGCUUUGGAACACGGGAUUCCCACAGAUAUGGGCUAUGCAGUUGCUCCCCACCACUCAGGGGUUUAUCCGGUUCACGCCCAGCUCUAUGAAGCAUGGAAAACUGUUUGGGACAUUCGGGUGACCAGCACAGAAGAAUAUCCUCAUCUUCGACCUGCCCGAUAUCGACGAGGGUUCAUCCAUAACGGUAUCAUGGUGUUGCCUCGCCAGACUUGUGGUCUUUUUACUCACACUAUAUUCUAUAAUGAGUAUCCUGGUGGCUCCAAGGAAUUAGACAAGAGCAUUCGUGGUGGAGAACUUUUCCUGACAGUACUCCUGAACCCAAUCAGCAUCUUCAUGACCCACUUGUCCAAUUACGGCAAUGACCGGCUUGGGCUCUACACUUUUGAAAGCCUUGUCAAAUUCGUGCAGUGCUGGACCAAUCUUCGUAUUCAGACGUUGCCUCCCAUCCAGUUGGCCAAAAAGUAUUUUGAAAUAUUUUCAGAGGAAAAGAACCCUCUGUGGCAGAACCCUUGUGAUGACAAGCGGCAUAAGGAUAUCUGGUCAAAAGAGAAGACGUGUGACCGGCUUCCCAAAUUCCUUAUUAUUGGUCCUCAAAAAACUGGAACAACUGCUGUGCAUUUCUUUCUCUCCAUGCACCCAGCUGUAACUAGCAAUUUCCCAAGCCCAUCCACCUUUGAAGAGAUCCAGUUCUUUAAUGGACCCAACUAUCACAAGGGAAUUGAUUGGUACAUGGAAUUCUUCCCCAUUCCUUCUAAUGCCAGCACAGACUUCAUGUUUGAGAAAAGUGCCAAUUACUUUGAUACCGAGGUAGUCCCUAAACGAAGCGCGGCUCUUCUUCCACAGGCCAAAAUCAUUGCUGUCCUUAUCAACCCUGCUGACCGAGCCUACUCUUGGUAUCAGCAUCAACGGGCUCACAAUGACCCUCUGGCACUGAACUACACCUUUUACCAGACCAUUUCUGCUGGGCCCCAGGCCCCUCAAGGGCUGCACAAUCUACAGAGUCGUUGUCUGAAUCCUGGAUUAUAUUCAACACAUCUGGAGAGAUGGCUAACGUAUUUUCCAUCAGGGCAGAUUCUGGUAGUUGAUGGACAGGAGUUUCGACACAGCCCCUCUCCUAUUAUGGACAGCAUUCAACGGUUUCUGGGAAUUACACCACUGCUCAACUACACACAAGCACUAAAGUAUGAUGACGCAAAGGGAUUUUGGUGCCAGCUGCUUGAUGGAGGAAAGACUAAAUGCCUGGGGAAGAGUAAAGGGAGAAAAUAUCCAGAGAUGGAUUCCUCGUCCCGCAUGUUCCUGGCAGAUUUCUACCACGAGCACAACAUUGAAUUAUCCAAGUUGCUGAAUACGCUCAGGCAGCCUCUCCCCACCUGGCUCAGGGAGGAGCUGCAGAAUUCGAGCUGGAGCUGAAGCCCGUAUCUCCACGAGCAAGACUGCCAAACGAACUCAAGAGGGAGCCCUCGGGAAGGACACCUAUGUGCGCGCACACACACACACAUACACACACACACACCUCACUGCCAACUUUCUUUGAAUCACCCAGAGAGGGAGGAGGAAGCGUGCCAUCUGUGGGCGACCCAUGCACCUUCAACUAUUUAUGGUUUGAUGCAGCUGAGAGAAACCUUCAGACCAUAAUUGCACAAGACACUGUGCAGCAGUUGUCCACUGUUCCCAAAUUCUAUGGUAACUAACAUAGGAAUGUGUGUAGCCUGUAAUUCCCAGAUGCAAGGAAGCUGAAAGCAGUAUCUCCCAAGGAGCAGAAGCAUGCAGAUGUGUAGGCUACUGUGACAUUUCUUGUUAAUGUCCAAAACGCUCAGGAAACUAGCAAGUGAAUGUCUUACUAUUUGCGACAGCUCUCUAAUACGUAUAGGGUGGUGUUUCCAAAGUUCUUAGUCAUAGACAUCAACUGGCAUUUUCUCAAUUCCAUUUUAGUUAUUUCAUUGUUUCAACCCCAGGGGUCAGGGAAGCAAAAUAGGUGACGUCACUAGAAUGGUACAGACAUUCUCAGAUAGAAAGUGGUUUGUGACAAGUAAAAGAUGGAGAGAAAUCCAACGGGCUUUCUUCAGCCACUGCGAGAAACAUAUCUUCAUCUGGGAUGAAAAGUUGUCCUCUGAUGCCCCGCUGCAUGGAUUUUUCUUCUGCAUUUAGUUUUUAGUCGUCACCUUUCGUUCCUUUCUGAGCACAGAUUGAGAGGAAACAGAAUUGGUACAAAACUUGUCAUUUUGCCUCAAGCGAGUCUCCGGUUUCCUUGUAGAAUCGAUUCCUGUUUUAUCUUCUGCCUUGCUACCACGAUCUCUUGGGAGUACAAAGCAGAUUCUUGCCCAUCUCUCAAACAUGCCUUAUGUACAGUGGCCCAGCAACUCCCAAGAAAACCAGUGCUGAGCUCACUGGAAAUAACGCCGACUUAGCCAGGGAGACACCUUGGGGCAACAUCUGUAACUUGGUGCGUUCAUUCAACCAGGGAAGCAAGUGAUUUCAACCAAGCUUUCGCAUUGAGCCUUAGUUGUUGUGCAUUUUUAAUUGUGAAUUUACCAUUGUCUGUAAAUAUAUAAUAUGGACUUUAUAAUAUCUCAUUCAAUGUGUCCCCAAGCAGCGGGAAAUGUUGUGUAACCAAAAAUGUAACCCACCCACCUAAACCCCUGUGGCUGAAGAAAGAAAGGGAAAAAAAAGUGCUGUUCUUCCUGCACUGGAUUCAUGUCUAUUGUCAUUCACAUUGAAUGAUACAAAUAAAUUCUUGGCUCUUGCAGCUGAUCACAAUGUCUAAAUAAAAAUUAGACAUCCCAUUUGGAUCAAUAAAUGAACUGCUUUAUUUCUUGUUAGACGUAGAUGUUCAAGUUGUGCUAACCUUUUUCCUGACCGAAUAGCACUGAUUAUACAUGCAGCAAUGAAGAUCUCUCUACCCUGGGUUAUAAGAACCUGACUUAGUUAUUAAAAUGAAACUAGAAAACAGUAACACUUAAGACUAGAUAAUCUCAAAAAAAAAUCUGAUCAAUAAUAUAAGAAACUGUAUUUUCUGGAGGAGAAACAUGAGGCUAAUUGGAAGGACUUUUAAGCCUGAUUGGGAUCUGGUAAGAGAUUCAAAGCUUAAGGAACUACCGUGAUGUCCAUGUGAAUUGCAAGGGAAGAAACUUCUAAACAAGGAGUGAAGUGGAAGGUCAAGGACGCAUUAGAGGAGGAAAAUACACACACUAUUCAGCUCUAGUCCGUGAACGUAACAGGAGAAAAAUUGGGUGUAAAACUUAGUCGCAAAAGAGGCCAAGCCUAUAUUGUGUUCAGCACUUAAGACCACAGACAGCUUCUUUGAAACAUUUCAAAACCACACUUAAACAAUGUAGGAGGCCUUUUCCUGGGAUCGGGCUCCAGCUCCAGAGGGUGGCUGAGCAUUUCUGAGAAAGGAGCUGGCUCUCUGAAAGAGCUGCGUGUCCUGAGGCCUUUUUGCCGUUCGCUCCAAGGCACCUCAUAGCUCUUUUCAAGGGAAUCAAAGACAUUUCCAGAAUGGCUAGUAUAAAUGUUAAUUGGAAUGCCCUAGUCAACUAUAAGGGAUAAGCUGAUGAUGAAUAUCACAAAGAUAAAUGAUUUAUAUUUACUAUUAUUGUAAAAAUAACAGGAGCUAGGAAUUUUGAGUCUGUGCUAGACAGUUCCCCAUAUUUACAGCAGCAAAUCAUAACCUAUAUGCAAACAAACGUAGAUUUCAGGGUUGGCAGAGGCCAAGCCCAUUGUUGUGUCUGCGCCCCCUCCCCCCGAGCCGGGCCCCCUGCCAGAAAGUGACUCGGAAAGUGAGGGGGAAGGGCCAUCAGGACUUACCUCUGGAGCACCGGCUUCCCUGGCUUAGCUUCAGGAGCCAGAGGCAGGCCAGAUGGAGGAGAUAAUGAGGCCUCCGUCCCCUGACUCUUUCCCCCCCCCCAGGCCACGCCUCCAGACCCAGCUGAUGGCAAUCAGGCCUGGCUGGACCCUAGGUUUCGUAGGCAGGAGAGGCGGGAACAACAGAAGCAGGGGUGGGGAAGGCCUAGGAAGUGCUGAGUCAUGGAGCCACACCCCACAGGAUAUAAAGGCAGCAAGAGCUGUGUGCCUCUUCGUAGUAGGCAAAAUCAACCGCUUAAGUAGAGCUGAAGUACUGUUUGUUCCUGGGUGACUCAUCAGCAUCCAGGGAGAUAACAGAGACACUUGGCAGACGCUCGCUAGUUUGCUGCCAGAGCUGAUAGUGCCGGCUAAUUAAGCCAUCACUCGGACGGAGGCGAGGGGGGACAGAACACCCAUCUCAUUUUUAGAUUCCACCAUCGUGCUGCUUUUAGGAAGGUUUCUCCGUCGCUGAACCAGAACUGACUUGGAACACUUGACUUGCACUUUACAGUGACCUAGAUCCUUCCUUCUGUACACAUGUCUUCAAAUGCCUGGAGAAAGUGCUGAGCGUUCUUCCAAUGUUCGCAUUCUAUCAUUCACGGAAAAAGCAGCUGCAUUCAGACAUACACAAAUUCUAGUUCUGAGAACAGGAUUUUUGUAAUGGGAUCUAAACAGAAUAACUGCUUCAAUAGUUACUGUUACAGGCAAACUAUUUGUGAUCUUUGGGCCUCAACUGAUGACAAAUAAAAAGCUCACCUGUAGGAGCCUGGUAGUCAGGUAGAACUCUAGAACCACAGCUCUGCUCUGGACUUGACAUCUAU